CAGUGGAGUACCCCGCCGGCACACGGGACUUUCUUUUUUUAAAUUCUCUAUUUCACGUGAUAAACCAGGAACUCAAUCUUCAGCUCACGUUCAGAGUCCAAGAUGGCCGCCAACAACUUGAGUGAGGACGAGAAGUUCCUCUUCCUGGACAAGUCCUUUGUCAACAGCCCUGCGUCCCAGGCUGACUGGACCGCCAAGAAGCUGGUGUGGAUCCCAUCGGAACGGCACGGGUUCGAGGCAGCCAGCAUCAAGGAGGAGCACGGUGAUGAGGUGGUGGUGGAGCUAGCUGAUGGCAGCAGGAAGUUGACGGUCAACAAGGACGACAUCCAGAAGAUGAACCCACCCAAAUUCAGCAAGGUGGAGGACAUGGCUGAGCUCACCUGCCUCAACGAGGCAUCUGUUCUGCACAACCUGAAGGAGAGGUACUUCUCUGGGCUCAUCUAUACAUACUCAGGGCUGUUCUGUGUGGUUGUGAACCCCUAUAAAAUGCUGCCCAUCUAUUCUGAGAAGAUCAUUGAGAUGUACAAAGGGAAGAAGCGUCAUGAAGUUCCCCCUCACAUCUACUCCAUUGCUGACAAUGCCUACAGGAACAUGAUGCAAGAUCGGGAGGACCAGUCCAUCCUCUGCACAGGGGAGUCUGGUGCUGGAAAGACAGAGAACACCAAGAAGGUGAUCCAGUACCUGGCCAUGGUGGCCUCCUCACACAAGGGCAAGAAGGACACAAGCACAGAUUCAGCCGCAUCAUCACUCAACAAGGGGGAGCUGGAGAAGCAGCUCUUGCAGGCUAAUCCCAUUCUAGAGGCCUUUGGAAAUGCCAAGACCAUCAAGAACGACAACUCCUCCCGCUUUGGAAAAUUCAUCCGUAUCAACUUUGAAGUGACAGGCUACAUCGUGGGAGCCAACAUUGACACCUACCUGCUGGAGAAGUCCCGCUGCAUCCGACAGGCCAAGAUUGAGCGGGCCUUCCACAUCUUCUACUACAUGGUGGCUGGGGCCAAGGACAAGAUGAGAGAGGAGCUCCUGCUUGAGAAUUUCAGCAGCUACCGUUUCCUGGUGGCGGGACAUGUACAGAUCCCAGGUCAGCAGGAUGACGAGAUGUACGAGGAGACGAUGGAGGCCAUGGACAUCAUGGGUUUCACUGAAGAGGAGCGGCUAGGGAUCCUGAAGGUGGUCUCCACAGUGCUGCAGCUUGGGAACAUUGAGUUUAAGAAGGAGAGGAACCAGGAGCAGGCCACCAUGCCCGACAACACAGCGGCGCAGAAAGUGUGCCACCUACAGGGCAUUAACGUGACGGACUUCACCAGGGCCAUUCUGACCCCGCGCAUCAAGGUGGGCCGUGAGGUGGUGCAGAAGGCCCAGACCAAGGAGCAGGCAGACUUUGCGAUAGAGGCCCUGGCCAAAGCCAUGUACGAGCGCCUGUUCCGCUGGAUCCUGGCCCGUGUCAAUAAGGCACUGGACAAGACCAAACGCCAGGGUGCCUCCUUCCUGGGCAUCCUCGACAUCGCCGGCUUUGAGAUCUUUGAGGACAACUCCUUCGAGCAGCUGUGCAUCAACUACACCAACGAGAGGCUGCAGCAGCUCUUCAACCACACCAUGUUCAUCAUGGAGCAGGAGGAAUACCAGAGGGAAGGCAUCGAGUGGAACUUCAUUGACUUUGGCCUGGACCUGCAGCCCUGCAUCGAGCUCAUCGAGAGGCCGAACAACCCCCCAGGCAUCCUGGCCCUGCUGGAUGAGGAGUGCUGGUUCCCCAAGGCCACAGACGUCUCCUUUGUGGAAAAGCUGAUGAACACGCAAGCCAACCACCCCAAGUUCUCCAAGCCGAAGCAGCUGAAGAGCAAGACGGAGUUCUCUGUACAGCACUACGCUGGCAGGGUGGACUACAACGCCUCCAACUGGCUGACCAAGAACAUGGACCCGCUCAACGAUAAUGUCACACAGCUGCUCAACAACUCCUCCAGCAACUUUAUACAGGAGCUCUGGAAAGACACGGACCGUGUGGUGGGCCUGGACACGAUUGCCAAGAUGUCGGACAGCUCCAUGCCCAGCGCCUCCAAGUCCAAGAAGGGCAUGUUCCGCACCGUGGGCCAGCUCUACAAGGAGUCCCUGACCAAGCUGAUGACCACCCUGCACAACACACAGCCCAACUUUGUGCGCUGCAUCAUCCCCAACCAUGAGAAGAGGGCUGGGAAGAUGGACGCCAACCUGGUUCUGGAGCAGCUGAGGUGUAACGGGGUGCUGGAGGGCAUCCGAAUCUGCCGACAGGGCUUCCCCAACCGCAUCGUCUUCCAGGAGUUCCGCCAGCGCUAUGAAAUCUUGGCUGCCAGUGCCAUUCCCAAAGGCUUCAUGGAUGGCAAGCAGGCCUGCUGCCAGAUGAUCAAGCAUCUGGAUUUGGACCCCAACCUGUACCGGAUCGGCCAAAGCAAGGUCUUCUUCCGCACUGGGGUCCUAGCCCACCUGGAGGAGGAGCGUGACCUCAAGAUCACCGUGGUCAUCAUUGCGUUUCAGUCCCAGGCACGAGGCUUCCUGGCCAGAAAGGCCUUUGCCAAGAGGCAGCAGCAGCUGACCGCCAUGAAAGUGAUCCAGAGGAACUGCGCCGCCUACCUCAAACUGCGCAACUGGCAGUGGUGGAGACUCUUCACCAAGGUGAAGCCGCUGCUGCAGGUGACCCGACAGGAAGAGGAAAUGAGCCAGAAGGAGGAGGAGCUCCAGAAAGCCAGAGAACUGGCACAGAAGUCUGAAUCUGAGCUAAAGGAGAUCACCCAGAAGCACACACAGCUGGUGGAGGAGAGGAACCAGCUCCAGGAGAAGCUGCAGGCAGAGACAGAGCUGUACGCAGAGGCGGAGGAGAUGCGCGUGCGCCUGGAGGCCAAGAAACAGGAGCUGGAGGAGAUCCUCCAUGAGAUGGAGGCGCGUCUGGAGGAGGAGGAGGAGCGUGGCCAGGUCAUACAGGAUGAGAAGAAAAAGAUGCAGCAGCAGAUCCAGGAGCUGGAGGAGCACCUGGUGGAAGAGGAAGACGCCCGUCAGAGGCUCCAGCUGGAGAAGGUCGCAGCUGAUGGCAAGAUCAAGAAACUGGAGGAUGACAUCCUGGUGAUGGAGGACCAGAACAGCAAGCUGCUGAAGGAGAGAAAAUUAAUGGAGGAGCGGAUAGCAGACAUAAGCUCCAACCUGGCUGAGGAAGAGGAGAAAUCCAAGAACCUGACCAAGCUGAAGAACAAACACGAGUCAAUGAUAUCCGACCUGGAGGUGCGGCUGAAGAAGGAGGAGAAGAGCCGGCAGGACCUGGACAAGGCCAAGCGCAAGCUGGAGGCCGAGACCGCCGACCUCCAGGAGCAGAUGGCUGACCUGCUGGCCCAGAUCGAAGAGUUGAAGGCGCAGCUGGCCAAGAAGGAGGAGGAGCUACAGGUUGCUGCUGUGAGGAUCGAGGACGAAACAGCGCAGAAGAACCAGGCCCUGAAGAGGGUCCGUGAGCUGGAGGGGCUGCUCUCUGAGCUGCAGGACGAUCUGGAGGCUGAGCGCAGCGCCCGUGGCAAGGCUGAGAAGGCCAGGCGCGACCUGGGGGAGGAGCUGGAGGCGCUCAAAUCUGAGCUGGAGGACACACUGGACACCACGGCUGCCCAACAGGAGCUCCGGGCGAAACGGGAACAGGAGGUGGCCCUGCUGAAGCGCGCGCUGGAGGACGAGGGCCGCUGCCACGAGGCGCAGGUGCAGGAGAUGCGGCAGAAGCACGCACAGGUCGUGGAGGAGCUCAGCGAGCAGCUGGAGCAGUCCAAACGGGCCAAGGGCAGCCUGGAGAAGGUGAAGCAGGCCCUGGAGCAGGAGGCGGCGGACCUGAGCGCAGAGGUGCACUCUCUGGCCAGCGCUAAGCAAGAUGUGGAGCACAAGAGGAAGAAGGUGGAGGGCCAGCUGGCUGACCUGCAGUCCCGCUUCAAUGACAGCGAGAGGCAGAGGGCUGAGCUGGGAGACCGCCUCUCCAAGGCCACGGCGGAGUUGGACAGUGUGACAGGCCUCCUAAACGAAGCCGAAAGCAGGAACAUCAAGCUGAGCAAAGAUGUGGCCAGCCUCGGCUCCCAGCUGCACGACGCCCAGGAGCUGCUGGCUGAGGAGACCCGGCAGAAGCUGAACUUCUCCACCCGCCUCCGUCAGAUGGAGGACGAGCGGAAUUGCCUGCAGGAGCAGCUGGAGGAGGAGACGGAGGCCAAGAGGAAUGUGGAGAGACAGGUGUCCUCCCUCAACGGGCAGUUGUUAGACUCCAAGAAGAAGGCAGAUGAGCUGGCCUACAACUUGGAGCUGUUGGAGGAGAGUAAGAGGCGUCUGCAGCGGGACCUGGAGGCAGCCAACACUCAGUAUGAAGAGAAGGCCUCGGCCUACGACAAGCUGGACAAGAGCAAGAACCGACUCCAGCAGGAGCUGGAGGACCUGCUGGUGGACCUGGAUAACCAGAGGCAGCUGGUCUCCAACCUGGACAAGAAGCAGAAGAAGUUUGACCAGAUGCUGGCUGAGGAGAAGAGUCUCUCCAGUAAGUACGCAGAUGAGCGUGACCGCGCCGAGGUGGAGGUGCGGGAGAGGGAGACCAGGGCACUGUCAUUGGCACGGGCCCUGGAGGAGGCGCAAGACCUGCGCGAGGAGCUGGAGAGGACCAACAAGGCUCUAAGGGCAGAGAUGGAGGACCUGGUCAGCUCCAAGGAUGAUGUUGGCAAGAAUGUGCAUGAGCUGGAGAAGUCCAAGAGGGGGCUGGAGGCACAGGUGGAGGAGAUGCGCACCCAGCUGGAGGAGCUGGAGGAUGAGCUGCAGGUGGCUGAGGACGCCAAGCUCCGCCUGGAGGUCAACAUGCAGGCCCUGAAGGCCCAGUUCGACAGAGACCUGCAGGGCAGGGACGAGCUGAGCGAGGAGAAGAGGAGGCAGCUGCUCAAGCAGGUGCGGGAGCUGGAAACGGAGUUAGAGGACGAGCGCAAGCAGAGGGCCUCAGCAUCUGCCGCCAAGAAAAAGCUGGAGGGUGAUGUGAAGGACCUGGAGGACCAGGUGGACAUGUGCAGCAGGGGACGGGACGAGGCCCUCAAGCAACUGCGCAAGGUCCAGGCCCAGGCAAAGGACCUCCAAAGGGAGCUGGAUGAUGCCCGUGUGUCCCGUGAGGAGGUGCUGUCCACCUUCAGGGAGAGCGAAAGGAGGGCCAAGAGCCUGGAGGCUGACUUCAUUCAGCUACAGGAGGAGCUGGCCGCUGCCGAAAGAGCAAAGAAGCAGGCAGAAGCAGAGAGGGACGAGUUGUCCGAGGAGCUUGCCAGCAACUCCUCUGGAAAGUCAGCGUUCUCUGAUGAGCGGCGCCGUCUGGAGGCCAGAAUCACUCACCUUGAGGAGGAGCUGGAGGAGGAGCAGGGCAACAUGGAGAUCCUGAAUGACAGGCUGAGGAGAAGCAUGCAGCAGGCAGAACAGCUGAACUGUGAGCUCCAGGCUGAGCGUGCCAUGUCUCAGAAGAACGAGAGCUCCCGCCAGCUGCUGGAGAGGCAGAACAAGGACCUGAAGGCCAAGCUGCAGGACAUGGAGAGCCAGGUCCGGUCCAAGUUCAAGGCCUCUAUCGCCGCCCUGGAGGCCAAGAUGCAGCAGCUAGAGGAGCUGCUGGAGCAGGAGGGCAGAGAGAAACAGGCCGUUGCUAAGGGGAUGCGUCAGAAGGAGAAGAAGCUGAAGGAUCUGACCAUGCAGGUGGAGGAGGAGAGGAAGCAAGCGCUGCAAUACAAAGACCAGGCAGAGAAGGCCUAUGUGCGCCUGAAGCAGCUGAAGAGGCAGCUGGAGGAGCUGGAGGAGGAGUCUCAGCGUGUGACAGUGGCCCGCAGGAAGCUGCAGCGCGAGCUGGAGGAAGCCACUGAGGCCAACGACGUCAUGAGCCGUGAGGUGUCCUCCCUCAGGAGCAAACUCAGGAGAGGAGGGGAGCCGUCCUACAGCACCCCACGCCGCAUCGGGGGAGGGUCCCCCCGGAGGGUGAUCGAAAACGCCAACACCAACGCCGACAUGUCCGAGGAGGAGCCUGAGCCCCAGGGGGACAUCAACGGAACCAAGCCAGCUGAAUAGAGAAAACUGCCCCACCCUCCCCACCCCACACUCUUCCGUCAUUAAUCAGACAU
Messenger RNA from Megalops cyprinoides (Indo-Pacific tarpon), 6113 nucleotides. Its product is annotated as myosin-11-like. The record is from RefSeq and is a predicted model, not a curated record. The transcript has 42 exons. The coding region runs from base 103 to 6060 and encodes 1985 amino acids. Lineage: Eukaryota; Metazoa; Chordata; Actinopteri; Elopiformes; Megalopidae. Gene Ontology annotation, molecular function: actin filament binding; ATP binding; cytoskeletal motor activity. Gene Ontology annotation, cellular component: myosin complex.